CCGUCAAAUAAAAUACCCUCAACGCGGUGCAUACCGGGAAUGAAAAGAGUCGACACUGGACAGUGACUUGGCUCCUUUAAACUAAAGCAUUGCAGUAUGGGGUUAACGGUGGGCGAGAGGAUCCAGAAGUGGCUCCUGCGAGCAGUUUCGGGAUUCUUCUUCGCUCUCUUUCGGAUGUUUUCGCGUCCACAACCUGUCAGAGCCACAAAAGUCCCUCCAGUCAGAAACCCACUGCUCACUGUUCCUGCAGUGCAGCUGGCCGAGAAAAUCCGCAGGAGAGAGGUAACGAGUGUAGAGGUGGUGCAGGCUUAUAUUGACAGAAUCCAGGAAGUGAACCCACUACUCAAUGCAGUGGUUAAGGACAGGUUCUCUGCGGCUCUGUCAGAAGCAGCUCAGGUAGACCGGCUGAUAGAUGAGGAGAAGGGAGGAGAGGAGGCACUGGCAGAUCGACUUCCUCUGCUGGGCGUGCCCUUAUCUGUCAAAGAAUCUUUCUUCUUACAGGGCAUGCCCUGCUCUGCAGGGUUGGUCUCUCGAGCUGGAGUGCUGGCCAGUGGAGACGCCCCUGCUGUGGCUCUGCUAAAAAGGGCUGGAGCCAUUCCUAUAGGAGUGACCAACAUCCCCGAGCUCUGCAUGUGGGUGGAGUCCAGCAACUAUCUGUAUGGCAUCACCAACAACCCUUAUGACACACAGAGGAUGUGUGGAGGAAGCUCAGGUGGAGAGGGCAGUAUUCUGGGCAGUGGAGGGUCAGUGAUCGGUAUUGGCUCAGAUAUCGGGGGCAGCAUCCGUAUGCCCUCCUUCUUCAAUGGCAUAUUCGGACACAAGGGAACAACAGGGAUCGUCUCUAAUGAUGGUCAGUACCCUCCUAGCUCUGGGCUCCAUGAGGAAUUUUUGAGUACAGGCCCAAUGUGUCGCUAUGCUGAAGACCUGCUGCCUAUGUUGAGGAUAAUGGCCGGAGCCAAUGCAGACAAGCUUUCACUGUCGUCAGAGGUGGACCUGAAAAAGCUGCGUUUCUUCACAGUAGUAGACGAUGGUGGAUCCCCUCUCACCUCACCUGUGGACAAACAGCUUGUUGAAGCACAAAGAAAGGUGGCUCAGCAACUAGAGGCAGAUCUGGGAGUGAAAGUGAAGGAGAUCAGCUUCCCUCAACUAAAAUACUCCUACCAGAUCUGGGACACGUUCUUGGCUCUGCCCGAUAAAGACGGCAAGCCACCGCAGCCUUUCGUGGAGAUGUUGGCAGAUGGAGGUCCAGCUGUGUGGCCGGUUUGGGAGCUCAUCAAGUGGCUGUUUGGGAAAUCUGACCACACAAUGGCUGCCAUUGGUUUGGCUUUUCUGGACAGCUUUCACAGCACCACACUGCCACAGUUCAUCCUCCAGCAGAAAGAGGCACUGCAGCGCAGCAUGGAAGAGGUGCUAGGGACUGAUGGAGUGCUGCUGUACCCCCCUCACCCAGUCCUGGCCCAAAAACACCACCAUCCAUUAUUCACACCUUUCAAUGCCGCUUACACAGGGAUCUUCAAUAUACUGGGCCUGCCCGUUACCCAGUGUCCUCUAGGGCUGAGCGAGGAGGGGUUGCCGCUGGGCGUUCAGGUGGUGGCCGGGAAGCUGCAGGACCAUCUGACCCUGGCGGUGGCUCUGUACCUGCAGAAAGCCUUUGGUGGCUGGAGAGAUCCAGGAGCUACCUGAGAUACUAGAACAGCAGAGCUUUAUUACUCCACCUUCAAUUACAGUGGUGCUUAUUAGAGGUUUACCACAUCAGUUUGAGUCUGAGAGAUGAGAUUGUUUAUAGAGGUGUACUGUAAAUAAACAUUAUACAGUAAAAUGGA
Colossoma macropomum (tambaqui) is the source of this 1823-nucleotide messenger RNA. RefSeq names its product fatty acid amide hydrolase 2b (gene faah2b). NCBI's taxonomy places the organism in Eukaryota, Metazoa, Chordata, Actinopteri, Characiformes, Serrasalmidae. The record is from RefSeq and is a predicted model, not a curated record. The coding region runs from base 97 to 1683 and encodes 528 amino acids. The transcript has 11 exons.